ACCAGUCUGACUCAUCUAUCGUCAGCUUGCCUCAAAGGCGGGCUGCUUAUACCAGUCUAUAGGGGGACGCAUUGCAAAUACACAGCACAGGAUGACGGAGUGGACAAAAUUAACACCGAGCCGCCGUGCUCAUAUAUAUAUGUUGGGGAUAUAACAUCCAUGUGACCAUUCUUUCUUCCUCCCUUCUAGUUCACCAUGACGAUUCACCAUAUAAUCUUAUACAGGUUCAAGCCUGAGGCAACCCCAGAACAACGUCAGAGCGUAGAAGACUCUGCCCGUGCCCUUGCAUCCCAGAUACCUGCAAUCCAGAGCAUGGUUGCUGGAGAAACAGUGUACAAUCCCCUUGGACAUGGCUUUGAUAUUGGGGUUAUUUUUCUAUUCGAGAGCGCGGUCAAGUUGGACGAGUAUCGCCCGCACAAGGCGCAUAUUGAUUACCAGGCGUUCACAGCACCUUAUAUCGAAGACAAACUCAUCUUUGAUAUCGAGACAGCUUAGAGGGGAAACUACUUAGCUUGAUAUCGUGCUGUACCAAGUACUCGUGUAGAUGGCUAAAUCUAUUGCGCUUAUCGUGAUGAGGAAAUUGAUAAUCCUCAACUUCGGCUUCCGACUAUGAUUUUUAUGUAGACAGGUAUUUCUGUCAUUGCACCCUGACAAGC
Messenger RNA from Suillus plorans, 656 nucleotides. RefSeq lists its product as uncharacterized. The transcript has 4 exons. The record is from RefSeq and is a predicted model, not a curated record. NCBI's taxonomy places the organism in Eukaryota, Fungi, Basidiomycota, Agaricomycetes, Boletales, Suillaceae. Bases 196 to 495 code for a protein of 99 amino acids.